This is a messenger RNA of Oryza sativa Japonica Group (Japanese rice), 2519 nucleotides long. RefSeq names its product subtilisin-like protease SBT3.9. The record is from RefSeq and is a predicted model, not a curated record. Gene Ontology annotation, biological process: proteolysis. Gene Ontology annotation, molecular function: serine-type endopeptidase activity. Lineage: Eukaryota; Viridiplantae; Streptophyta; Magnoliopsida; Poales; Poaceae.
AACUAAUUAAGUAAUAGAUUUUGAGUAGCUAGAUAUGGCAAGGUUCUCAAAGCUACAAGCUCUGUUUCUAGUAUUGCUCUUUCAACUUAACUUGCAAUUGCAAUGGUCAUAUGGUCUUCAGACAGAUCAAAGCCGACUAUACAUCGUUUACCUCGGUGAGAGGCAGCACGAAGAUGCUGAUCUUGUCACUGCAUCACACCAUGAUAUGCUCACCUCAAUUCUUGGGAGCAAGGAGGAGACUCUCAGGUCGAUUGUCUACAGCUACAGGCAUGGUUUUUCUGGCUUCUCUGCUAUGCUCACACAAUCACAAGCCAGAAAGAUAGCGGGCCUGCCCGGGGUCCUCAGUGUAACUGAAAACCAAAUAUACAAAACGCAUACAACACGAAGUUGGGAUUUUCUUGGACUUGAUUACAAGCCGACAAAUGGGCUGCUCGCGAAAGCUAGAUAUGGAGAAGGCGUGAUCAUUGGUGUCGUUGACACAGGAAUCACACCCGAGUCACCAAGCUUUGACGAUGCCGGAUAUGGCACCCCUCCAUCCAAGUGGAAGGGGAUUUGCCAAGUAGGUCCUUCAUUUGGUACUAACAGUUGCAACAGGAAGAUCAUCGGUGCACGGUGGUACGCUUACGAUGUCCCAAAUGGCACGCUCGACACAGAAGUGCUAUCACCCAGGGAUGUCCAUGGGCAUGGCACCCACACGGCCUCAACAGCCGGUGGUAACAUCGUCCACAAUGUUAGCCGUCUCGGGCUAGCGGCUGGCACAGCGCACGGUGGCGCACCCCGUGCACGGUUAGCCAUAUACAAGGCUUGUUGGGCCACACCUGACGGCACUGGAUGUUCUGGCGCUGGCUUGUUGAAAGCCAUGGACGAUGCUAUCCAUGAUGGUGUUGACAUUUUAUCACUUUCCAUUGGUGGUCCGUUUGAACAUAUGGGCACACUGCAUGUUGUUGCUAAUGGCAUUGCUGUUGUGUACUCUGCUGGGAACGAUGGACCCAUCGCUCAGACGGUGGAGAACUCAUCCCCGUGGUUACUAACGGUGGCUGCAGCCACCAUGGAUCGGUCUUUCCCUGUGGUUAUCACCUUAGGAAAUAAUGAAAAGUUUGUGGCACAAUCCUUCGUCGUAACAGGAAGUGCGAGUCAGUUCAGUGAAAUACAAAUGUACGACAAUGACAACUGCAAUGCUGACAAUAUCGACAACACUGUGAAGGGGAUGAUCGUUUUCUGCUUCAUCACGAAAUUUGACAUGGAAAACUAUGAUAGAAUCAUCAACACAGUGGCCUCCAAAGUAGCCUCCAAAGGAGGCCGAGGGGUUAUCUUUCCGAAAUACAGCACUGACUUAUUCCUCAGGGAGGACUUGAUCACUUUUGAUAUUCCAUUUGUCCUCGUGGACUACGAGAUUUCUUACAGGAUUCGCCAGUACAUCAUAAAUAAUGAAAAUGGUAACAUCCCAAAGGCGAAGAUAUCAUUAACCAAGACAAUGGUGGGAAGUGAAAAUUCUGCUCCCAAAAUAGCAGCUUUCUCAUCGAGGGGCCCUAGUUAUAUCUAUCCUGGGGUUCUCAAGCCAGACAUUGCUGCACCAGGGGUUGCGAUUUUAGCUGCUUCACCAAAUACUCCAGAGUUCAAAGGUGUUCCCUACCGUUUUGAUUCUGGAACAUCUAUGGCUUGCCCACAUGUAUCUGGGAUCAUUGCCGUGCUCAAAUCCCUUCAUCCUGAAUGGUCACCUGCUGCCCUCAAAUCUGCGAUUAUGACUACAGCAAAUACCUUUGACAACAAUGGGAUGCCUAUGCAAGCUAAUGGAAGAGUUCCAAAGAUUGCCGAUCCGUUUGAUUAUGGAGCAGGCUUUGUUAAUCCGAUCAUGGCGGCUGAUCCAGGCCUCAUCUAUGACAUCAACCCAUUGGAUUAUCUCAAGUUCUUCAAUUGCAUGGGAGGACUAGGCUCACAAGACAACUGCACGACGACAAAAGGAUCCGUGAUUGACUUGAACCUGCCAUCGAUCGCCAUUCCCAACCUUAGGACAUCCGAAACUGCGGUGCGCACUGUCACUAACGUUGGUGUCCAGCAAGAGGUGGUGUACAAAGCUUUCCUCGACCCUCCUGCUGGAAUCGAGAUGGCUGUCGAGCCAUCAGAGCUAGUGUUCAGCAAGGACAAGAAGGAUCAAAGCUUCAAGGUGACCUUCAAGGCGACACGGAAGGUCCAAGGGGACUACACGUUCGGAAGUUUGGCAUGGCAUGAUGGUGGCAGCCACUGGGUUCGAAUCCCCAUCGCAGUUCACAUUGUGAUUGAAGAGAUAUACUCCAAUAUUUCCUAAUUUGAUAUGCCAGCUUCAUAUAAUGCUAGUUGAUCAGAGAUCAACUAUAAAUAAUGAAGAAGAAAUCAAUCAUAUGCUUCAUACGUAGCAUGUGUAUCUGCAAUCAGGCUGGAUGAUAUCAUUCCAGCUCCAACCAGUGUAUAUUUAAGGUUACAAUGAAUAACUUUAUGUAACCCUAUAUUAAAUGUUUAUUUUGAAUAAUAGACUUCCUAUA